UCGGCAAGGUUUGUUUAUCAAGUUAGAAUUCAACAACUUUCAAUAUUUUGUUGAAAAUGUCGUCGGUUGUUGCUCGUGCGUUAAAUUCUUCCAAGAGGAUUAAAAUUAAACCGAUCGUGUCUUCUAAUCCCGACCAAGCUAAACGCCGGGUGUUAACGCUUUAUAAACAAUGGUUUCGUGCAGUUCCAUUGAUAAUAAGAACAUACCAACUGCCAUACCCUGUUGAAACUGUACAAGCAAAAAUUAAAGAAAACUUCAUGAAAAAUUCUCAUGUCCGCGAUGUGAGGGCAAUCGACAUUUUAAUUAUCAAGGGUGAAAUGGACCUCCAGGAAACUUUGCUCAACUGGAAGCAAGAUUGCCACGUUCGAGAUUAUUUCGAACACCCGACCAAGAUCCAAGAACCAACCGAUUUUCUUGGAAAAUUUUUGACCCAAAAACAUUAAUUUUCAAAACAUUUCUUAUCUAUGCGUCGUGAAUAAAUUUAUUGGAACAAAAAUUCAUGUAUUAAUAUAUGGGUCAAUAAACACACCCCCGCGCUCACAUUC
Ciona intestinalis (vase tunicate) is the source of this 545-nucleotide messenger RNA. RefSeq names its product NADH dehydrogenase [ubiquinone] 1 alpha subcomplex subunit 6-like. The record is from RefSeq and is a predicted model, not a curated record. Gene Ontology annotation, cellular component: respiratory chain complex I. Gene Ontology annotation, biological process: response to oxidative stress. NCBI's taxonomy places the organism in Eukaryota, Metazoa, Chordata, Ascidiacea, Phlebobranchia, Cionidae.